AUGUUUUCCAGGCCGCUGAGGCAAGGGGACGACACGGGGGUGGACGCCGUCUGCACCUACAGGAAGGAGCCCUCCUCCCCGCCCUUGGACAGGGUGGGCCUUUACCACGAAGUUACAACGAACAGCCAGUCCUGCCGCCACCCACCGACGACAGCUGCAGCCCCUCGAGCGUUCUCACCAUCACACUUCACCAUCACCAAUCUCCCCUACGCUUCCGACCUGGCGACUCCCGACUCGGCAAAGUUCAACACGACAAAGGGAGUCAUGACCACCAUGCUCGACCGCCUUCUGAAGGAAAGCAGCAUCGGCCCCGCUUUCCUUGGAUGUGAAGCGACAGCCUUCAGGCCGCUGAGGCAAGGGGACGACACGGGGGUGGACGCCGUCUGCACCUACAGGAAGGAGCCCUCCUCCCCGCCCUUGGACAGGGUGGGCCUUUACCACGAAGUGAGCAACAAGACCAGAGGCAUCACGCAGCUGGGCCCCUACAGCCUGGACAAGGACAGCCUCUACGUCAACGGUUACAACGAACAGCCAGUCCUGCCCGCUCCCAGCCACCCACCGACGACAGCUGCAGCCCUCGAGCGUUUCACCAUCAACUUCACCAUCACCAAUCUCCCCUACGCUUCCGACCUGGCGACUCCCGACUCGGCAAAGUUCAACACGACAAAGGGAGUCAUGACCACCAUGCUCGACCGCCUUCUGAAGGAAAGCAGCAUCGGCCCCGCUUUCCUUGGAUGUGAAGCGACAGCCUUCAGGCCGCUGAGGCAAGGGGACGACACGGGGGUGGACGCCGUCUGCACCUACAGGAAGGAGCCCUCCUCCCCGCCCUUGGACAGGGUGGGCCUUUACCACGAAGUGAGCAACAAGACCAGAGGCAUCACGCAGCUGGGCCCCUACAGCCUGGACAAGGACAGCCUCUACGUCAACGGUUACAACGAACAGCCAGUCCUGCCCGCUCCCAGCCACCCACCGACGACAGCUGCAGCCCUCGAGCGUUUCACCAUCAACUUCACCAUCACCAAUCUCCCCUACGCUUCCGACCUGGCGACUCCCGACUCGGCAAAGUUCAACACGACAAAGGGAGUCAUGACCACCAUGCUCGACCGCCUUCUGAAGGAAAGCAGCAUCGGCCCCGCUUUCCUUGGAUGUGAAGCGACAGCCUUCAGACUACGGAGGCAGGACUUUCUGCCUGCCACCCUCCUGCACUAG
Molecule: messenger RNA, 1209 nt
Organism: Aquila chrysaetos chrysaetos
Lineage: Eukaryota; Metazoa; Chordata; Aves; Accipitriformes; Accipitridae
Gene: MUC16
Product: mucin 16, cell surface associated
Exons: 13
Coding region: 1-1209 (402 amino acids)
Source: RefSeq, a predicted model, not a curated record